ACAAACGCCGUCCUUCCCCCAGCAAGCAAACUGCAAAUGUGAAGGUCACUAAACAGGCAGUCCCCCGGGGUUGCCCUUGUGUGUUUCAUGGGGGAGAGAUACAGAGCAAGCUCCUAAGGACACCAAUCUCAGGGCAACUGGACCAACGUCAAGGGCAGAGGGCUUUGUUUCUGGAACUUUGGAGAUGGCAGGCUUGGUGCGAUGUGCUAGCAACUGUUCAUUGCCCUUCCUUCUGACUGUAAAUGCUAGGACGUUCCAGCCAUCAGCCGGACAACGCUCUUUUAAAACUUUCCCUACUUUAUGGAGUGACCAGGCAGCAAAAGGAAUUCGCUACAAAGACCUUGUUGUCGGCGUUCCCAAGGAAAUAUACAAAAAUGAAAAGAGAGUUGCUCUUUCUCCUGCUGGUGUCCAAACUUUAGUGAAACAAGGCUUUAGUGUACAAGUGGAACAUGGAGCUGGCGAAGACGCAAAGUUCUCUGAUGAUCAUUACAAACAGGCUGGAGCCAAAAUUGGGGAUUUGCAAACGGUGUUUGGAUCUGAUAUUGUGUUAAAGGUCAGAGCUCCAAUCUUUAAUGAAUUGUUGGGAGUACAUGAGACAGCCCUACUCAAAGAGAAAGCAACACUUGUCAGCUUCAUCUAUCCAGCGCAGAACCCCGAACUCCUGGAUAAACUUGCUCAGCGCAAAGCCACAGUCUUGGCAAUGGACCAAGUUCCCCGAGUCACAAUUGCUCAAGGAUAUGAUGCCUUAAGUUCAAUGGCCAACAUUGCAGGGUACAAGGCUGUAGUCCUGGCAGCCAAUCAUUUUGGAAGAUUUUUUACUGGGCAGAUUACUGCAGCUGGAAAGGUUCCUCCGGCAAAGAUCCUAAUCAUUGGUGGUGGUGUAGCUGGAUUAGCUGCGGCUGGAGCAGCUAAAUCCAUGGGAGCCGUUGUCAGGGGAUUUGAUACCAGGCCACCAGCACUGGAGCAGUUUAAAUCCCUUGGUGCAGAACCUUUGGAAGUUAGCAUUGCUGAAUCGGGAGAAGGUGUUGGAGGUUAUGCGAAAGAGAUGUCCAAGGAAUUUAUUGAGGCAGAAAUGGCAUUAUUUGCCAAACAGUGUAAAGAGGUGGAUAUUGUUAUUACCACUGCCCUUAUUCCAGGGAAAAAAGCUCCUAUCCUGAUUACCAAGAAUAUGGUGGAGUCCAUGAAGGAUGGGUCAGUGGUUGUAGAUCUUGCGGCUGAGGCUGGUGGCAAUGUGGAAACAAUCCAUCCUGAAGAGCUUCACAUUCACAAGGGCGUGGUACAUAUUGGUUACACAGACUUGCCAAGCCGAAUGGCUACUCAGGCCAGUAGCCUUUAUUCAAACAACAUCUUGAAAUUAUUAAAAGCGAUUUCUCCCGACAAAGAAUACUUUUACUUUGAGCCAAAGGAUGAUUUUGGUUAUGGGACUAUCGAUCAUGUAAUUAGAGGGACUAUGGUAAUGAAGGAAGGGAAAAAAAUAUUUCCAGCACCUUUACCUAAAACUUCACCACCUGCUGCCCCAGCGAAACAGAAAACUGUCCAAGAAGUAGAAGCAGAAAAACAAGCUUCCAUCUCACCAUUUAGAAGAACGAUGACCUCAGCUGGAGUUUAUACAACAGGCCUGACAACGGUUUUAGGGCUGGGCCUUGUUUCUCCGAAUGCUGCUUUUACACAAAUGGUGACCACCUUUGGCCUUGCUGGAAUUGUUGGCUACCAUACUGUUUGGGGUGUCACACCUGCGCUCCACUCACCUCUAAUGUCAGUAACAAAUGCCAUUUCUGGACUUACUGCUGUUGGCGGUUUGGUGUUGAUGGGGGGAUCUUACUUUCCUUCUAGCAUACCACAGACAUUAGCUUUACUGGCUGCAUUUGUUUCAUCUGUCAAUAUCGCAGGUGGCUUCUUAAUUACCCAACGAAUGUUGGAUAUGUUCAAGCGACCAACAGAUCCACCUGAAUAUAAUUAUCUUUAUCUCCUCCCUGGAAUGACAUUUGUCGGGGGAUAUGGUGCUUCUCUUCUCAGUGGAUACAACAUUGAACAGAUGAUGUAUUUGGGCUCUGGUCUUUGCUGUGUUGGUGCACUGGCUGGGUUGUCUAGUCAGAGUACUUCUAGACUUGGCAAUUCUCUAGGAAUGAUUGGAGUUGCUGGUGGCCUAGCGGCUACAUUGGGUGCUCUGAAACCAUCACCGGAAGUGCUGGCCCAGAUGUCUACAGCCAUGGCUUUGGGUGGAACCAUGGGUCUCACCAUUGCGAAACGGAUUGAAAUCUCUGAUCUUCCACAGCUUGUUGCUGCAUUUCACAGUCUGGUUGGUUUGGCAGCAGUUCUGACGUGCAUUGCUGAGUACAUGAUCGAAUAUCCACACCUUGAUGUCCACCCAUCUGCUAAUGUUCUCAAAACUGUGGCCUACUUGGGCACCUAUAUUGGGGGUGUAACAUUCAGUGGUUCUUUAGUUGCAUAUGGAAAAUUGCAAGGUACAUUAAGCUCUGCUGCUCUUCUGCUGCCUGGUCGCCAUUAUCUGAACGGUGGAUUGUUAGCAGCUUCAAUAGGAGGCAUGAUUCCUUUUAUGCUGGAUCCCAGCUACACCACUGGCAUGACCUGCCUUCUUGGAGUUUCAGGACUGUCCUCAGUCAUGGGAGUAACGCUGACGGCAGCUAUUGGUGGAGCAGAUAUGCCUGUGGUGAUCACUGUGCUCAACAGCUACUCCGGAUGGGCUUUGUGCGCAGAAGGAUUUCUUCUUGAAAACAACCUGAUGACCAUUGUGGGAGCCUUGAUCGGUUCUUCUGGAGCGAUCCUAUCUUACAUCAUGUGUGUGGCCAUGAACCGAUCUUUGCCAAAUGUCAUUUUGGGAGGAUAUGGUACAACAUCUACAGCUGGAGGGAAGCCCAUGGAAAUAGUUGGAACACACACUGAAACGGGAAUUGAUCAAACUAUUGAAAUGAUAAAGGAAGCUAACUCGAUUAUCAUUACACCCGGUUGGGGCCUUUGUGCAGCCAAAGCUCAGUAUCCCAUUGCAGACAUGGUGAAAAUGCUUAAUGAACAAGGAAAGAGAGUCAGAUUUGGCAUCCAUCCGGUUGCAGGCCGCAUGCCAGGGCAGCUGAACGUUCUGUUGGCAGAAGCUGGCGUUCCUUAUGACGUUGUGCUGGAAAUGGAUGAAAUAAAUGAAGAUUUCCCAGACACAGACCUGACUUUGGUAAUUGGUGCCAAUGACACUGUGAACUCUGCAGCACAGGAAGAUCCAAAUUCAAUUAUAGCUGGUAUGCCUGUAUUGGAGGUCUGGAAAUCUAAGCAAGUCAUUGUCAUGAAACGCACCCUGGGAGUUGGGUAUGCUGCAGUCGACAACCCCAUUUUUUACAAGCCCAAUACCGCAAUGCUGCUUGGUGACGCCAAGAAAACCUGUGAUGCUUUACAAGCCAAAAUUAGGGAAUCUUAUUAUACCCAUUAGUGUUCCCAGGUUUGUAUAAAAACAUAGGGCUCCAGCCACCCAACUAUAAGCACUGUUAAGUACCAUUAAUUUCAUUGGUUGAGUUUAUUAUUAUUUACUUAAACCAUUUUCACUUUGCUGUUCAGCCAAAAAAAGGCUCCUGGAGCAGCUUACAAAGGUCAGAAAUGAGCCAACAUUUUGAAAUCAGUGGAACUUGAGAGCGUAACUUUAGCUGGAUUGUGUCCAUAAUGUUUAUUAUUCAGGAAAUAGUUUGGUGGUGGAUGCAGUCUCUUAUUUAUAUACAGCUAUGUCAGACAGAAAGUUAAGAGACCCUAGCAUAUUGAUCACAAGAGUUUUGUGGCUUCUGCGCUCUUGUGGAUGAAAAUGUAAAUCUCUGUAUUUAAAGAAAUCAUACUACGUCAUUUGCAGUUGAGUUUAUUUCUCAAACGUUGCAACGGUAGUUACAUCACUUUAAGUAAUCCAAGGCAGAUGAAAGAGAUGAGCAAAUUCGGAUGUUGCGAAGCACCACUGGGUGCCAGCCCAGAGGGAGAAUAUGGAAGGAGAUGCGGACAGGACCUAGGACUUGUCAGCAGCUUAUUUCAGGGAGUUAUGGCUUGGUCUGCUACCCUCCGAUCUCUCCUCAAAGUGACCUUGUAAAACUAGUUGGUGAAGUCAGCAGUCCAAAUAGUCACUAGCUUUUAUUGUACUUCUGUUUAUAUCAGUCUCUGUUCCUCUCCCACUGUCAGUCAGUUGGAUAAGACCUUGAGGAAUACUCCUGUGGGGAUGGUAGCUAUGAUAAAAAUGAAUGUUAUGGUGGACUGAAUAACAAGCCUUCUCUGCUCCUUUCCAAUGUUCUUCCCCCUUCUUUUUUUCACCUGCCCCAAACUGGAAAAAUAGCAGCUUCUGAAAUUAAGGAAAACCUCUGGAGCUGCAAGGGAUUGCUGCUGGUAUGGUUCUCAUAUCCAUGAAUGCAAGCAGUUUAAGUGCCCACAAGAGGAUCUUUGAAUCCUGGAUCUCAUGGAGGGGGAAGUUAAAUUGUAAUACACAACAAAAGUGAAACAGUUAUUUAUAUAAACUUUUCUGUCUCUUUUACAUUAAAAAUGUUUUCAAAGAAA
This is a messenger RNA of Rhineura floridana, 4530 nucleotides long. RefSeq names its product NAD(P) transhydrogenase, mitochondrial-like. Lineage: Eukaryota; Metazoa; Chordata; Lepidosauria; Squamata; Rhineuridae. The transcript is spliced from 22 exons. Gene Ontology annotation, molecular function: NAD binding; NADP binding. Gene Ontology annotation, cellular component: mitochondrial inner membrane. The record is from RefSeq and is a predicted model, not a curated record. Gene Ontology annotation, biological process: NADPH regeneration; proton transmembrane transport. Bases 185 to 3436 code for a protein of 1083 amino acids.